AAGUAUAAAAAGCUCAUCUACCCAUUUGCUGCUUUCCACAUCCCAGCCCCUCAAUAAUUUGAAACUAUGAAGUGGGUAACAUUAAUUUCUUGUCUUUUUUUGAUAAGCCUGGCUGAGUCUAAACAGCUGCCCAGAAGGUACCGGGAUGUAGGACGCCAGGACACCUUCAGACAUUUCAUUAAAAUAGCAGAGGGUCAGUUUCCAGGCAUCAUCAUCGGCUUGUUCUCGCAGAAUCUGCAGAGAGCUUCAUAUGAUGAGGUGGCUAAACUGAAUGACAAUCUUGUAGAGCUCGCCAAGAAAUGUUCUAGUGAUGAACAAGCAGCCCCAGACUGUGAAAAGCCUUUGCAUAUUGUUUUUCUGGAUGAAAUUUGUCAUGAAGAAGGUCUUGCAGAGAAAUAUGGAUUUACUGAGUGUUGUGGCAAAGUUGAUCCAGAAAGAAAUGAAUGUUUUCUAACCCAUAAAAAUGAAACUUCUGGAUUCAUUCCUCCUGUUGUAAUGCCAGAUGGAGAGAACGUCUGCAAAGCAUACCAAGAUACAAGAGCUAAAUUUCUGGCCAGUUACUACUAUGAGCUUUCCAGAAGACAUCCUGUUGCAAAGGUUGCCAUACUCUAUAAUACAGUUAAAGAGUUUGAAAAGGUACUGCAAACUUGCUGUCCGGAAACUGACAAGGAUGCCUGCUUCAAAGAAAAGUUGCCAGCUGUGAGAGAGCAAAAGAAUUAUGCCAUCGGAUUGCAGAAGCACACCUGUUCCAUCCUGAAAGAGUUUGGGAAAAGAUCCCUGAAGUUUCAGGAAGUUGCUGAGCUGAGCCGGAAGUUCCCAAAGGCAGAUUUUCCUACCGUUCUCAAGCUUGCUGAUGAUAGUGUACACAUCCAUGAAGUGUGCUGCAAGGGUGAUACUCUGGAGUGUUUGCUUGACAUUGCAGAUAUGAUAGAGUAUAUUUGCACCCACCAAGACACUAUAUCUACUAAAGUGAAGGACUGUUGCGACAGGGAACUGCUGGAUCGAGGAGAUUGUCUCAUAAAAGUGGGAAAUGACGACAAACCUGCCGAUUUGCCUCCCACUUUCAAGGAGUUUGUGGUUAAGGAAACAUGCCAAAAUUUCACGGAGAACAAGGCUACUCUUCUAGAAAAGUUUGUUUAUGAGACUGGAAGGAGAAACCCUGAGUUUUCUAAGCAGCUGCUGCUGAGAGUUGGCAGUAAAUAUGAGGGUUUGUUGGAAAAGUGCUGCGAAACUGAGAAUCCUGAAGAGUGCUUUCAUCAAGAGGAAGGACAGCUAAGACAACACGCUGACUAUACCCUGGAAACACUUAAGAUGCGCUGCAAUUUGUACGAGAAAGCAGGAGACCACGGCUUCCAAAAUGAAAUCCUUGUCCAUUAUACCAAGAGAGCUCCCCAGAUGACAUUUGAAGAAUUGUAUCAGUACACAAUGAAAUUUGCAGGUGUUGUUGCCAAAUGCUGUAAGGAGAAUGAUGCACACAUACUGGUGUGUGCAGAAGAGAAAACAGACCUUUUACUAGGAGAAGUAUGCCAGCGACAUGAAGUUAAACCACUAAACAAACAAAUGCACAACUGCUGUGAAGAUUCCUAUGAGUUCCGCCGGGACUGCAUUAGCAAUUUAGGAGUAGAUCCAGAUUAUGUCCCUGUACCAUUCUCUUCCGAACUCUUCACCUCCCACCAAGAUCUAUGCUCGGCUACCCCAGAUGAAUUGCUCCUAAGGAAGCAAAAGCAGCUUGUCCACUUAAUAAAACACCAACCCAAUAGCACCGCUGAGCAAAUAGCAGAAAUGACUGGAUAUUUCUCUGCCAUGGUGACACAAUGCUGCGAAGCCGAAAACCAUGAGGAAUGCUUUACGACAGAGGGUCCAAAACUGGUUGAGCGCAGCAGAGCUGUUUUUGGAGAGCAGUAAUAAUCUCAGAAAGGAAGAACACUGGAAAUAAAGCCCAAAUAAGCUCAAGCAUCCUUGGUUGCUUCUUCACUUGUGACACACCACCUUUCUGAUUCACAGGAAAAAAGGAUUUGAUUCUUCCAUAAAAGUGUUUAAAUAAAAUCUUCCCCUGUUGCA
Zootoca vivipara (common lizard) is the source of this 2061-nucleotide messenger RNA. Its product is annotated as albumin-like. Gene Ontology annotation, molecular function: small molecule binding. The record is from RefSeq and is a predicted model, not a curated record. NCBI's taxonomy places the organism in Eukaryota, Metazoa, Chordata, Lepidosauria, Squamata, Lacertidae. Gene Ontology annotation, biological process: transport. Gene Ontology annotation, cellular component: cytoplasm; blood microparticle.